AUGGAACUUCUUAUAUGCGGAAGAUUUGGAAACUUAAAUUUGACACCUAAAUCUACGAAGUUGAGGAUCAGUCCAGUCUGUUUGGAAGCGAAUAAUGAAACUCUAUUUAUUUUGGACUCUGAAGGAAACGUUCACUAUUCUGAACUCAAAGGAACUUAUAUCGAUUUGAUUCAAAUCCCAUUGAGGUUAAAAUCAAUUUCUAUAAGUUGUGGAAAGGAGCAUUGUGCGCUGAUUACAGAUACAAGGGAACUCUAUACAUGAGGAAACGGCGAUUCUGGAGCUUUAGGCUUAGGAAACACCCAAAGCGCCCAUGAACCACAAAAAAUCACUUUUUCUCGUGAUUAUCAAAUUGAAAAAAUCAGUUGUGGAGGGUGACAUACGCUUGGCUUAUUCAGGAAACACUCAUCAGCUACUUGCCUAUUGGUGUUUGGAAGAGGGAAUGAAGGACAGCUAGGCACUGGACGAUCCUCAAGAGAGCUAACUCCUGUAAAGGUAGAACUUAUGGAGAGUGUCUGCGAUAUAAGCUCAGGAAUCAGCCAUUCUGCUGCUAUAGGGAAUUCAGGAAGCUUAUAUACAGCUGGAUUUAACCGAUUUGGGCAGCUUGGAUUAGGCCAUAAGAAAAAUUCUUAUAAAUUUGAAAGAGUUAGACUGGAAAAUGUCGAGCAAGUGUCAUGCGGCCAUCAUACUGCCGCAAUAAGCCAAGGAAAACUAUAGAAAUUGCCCAAUGAUGGCGCUCAAUGCGCCAUCAUCGGGCAAAGUCUUUUCAGGGUCCACACAGGAAAUGGGCUCCACGUAUUGAACCCUUUUUAACACAUAGAAAAUCCUCACUUCCACACCUUGAACCCAUUUCCCAUGUGGACUCUUAAAUGACGUUGCACGAUGAUGGCGCAUUGAGCGCCAUCAUCGGGCAAUCAGUAUAUAUAUAUGGGGAACAGGGGUAUUUGGAGAAUUUUUAGAGCCAAAUUUGGUGAGCAGCGUAAAUGAAAGCAUUGUAAAAGUUACUGUUGGAGAAUGUUCUGGUGCUGCUGUAGAUGUGAGUAAGAAAUUAUGGACUUGGGGAAGUAACAUUACAUUACAUUAGAAUUUAUAUCGCUUAACGUCCACUACGGGGUUACAACUCCAGGUUUAUCACUCGCCUUUCGUCGCAUCGGGCCCACCAGUCUGCUGGAGACAAACUCGCUUUGAUCACCAGGGUGCUUCCAGGGCAAAUGUCCACGUCUUCGACGGCUCAUGGAUGAGCUACUUGCUUGUACAUGGGUUGCUUUUCCGAAAAAACCCAAAAAAUGGAUUUUUCUGGUCGGCUAUCGGCAAAAAAGGAAAAAUGCAAAGCCUGGGACGUAACGCCCAGUUUCACGCUAGGGAGUUGCCCGAAUGGUCCAGAGGACUUUGCUGGGCUUCCCCCUUUCCAACCUUGCACCCUCCUUCCCCACGAGGAAAAAUCCACCCCUGAGAAUAGACUUGGGCUAGGCUCUGAAAGCUACCAGAAUUGCUUACCUAGCAUUGCUGUCCAUCUCUGAAAUGGUAAAACCUUGCCGGAUAUAAUUAAAAUAUGAGUCGAGGCUGCAUGGCCGGAAGGCCAUGCCCAGACGAAGACGCCAUAUUUUAAUUAUACUUGGGGAAGUAACACACAUGGAGAACUAGGAACUGGAGAUUUAAAUCCCCAACCUGAGCCCACAAAGGUGCUUACAAGCUAUCAAAUCCUCUAUUCUGUAAUGACUCCAUCGUUUUCAGCAGUAAUUUCUAAAAAAGUCAAUUUAUCAUCAAGUUUCGCUUUCAACUCUACAAAACUAACAGCAUCAAGUCCAAACAAUGUUGCUUCAUUAUCCUCUUAUUUUAAAAGUCCAUCUCCUACCAGAGAUGAAAGAGACUCUCUAAUGACAACAGAAAAAAUAAACAUAAGACUUCCGCCACCUGAUAAAGACGCAAUCAAAAUUAUUGUAAAUGACCCAGAAGAGGAGCAGAACAGUUCAAGGUCUUAUAGGAGCAGUUCAAAAGGAAAUCAAAAAAGGACUUAUACAGAUGAGGCGAGUAGUGCUCGAUACUAUGAAAAUCUUUCUGCAAGAGGAAGUCAAAAGAGAAUUGACACAGAAGAGGUAAAAAAUAGUGCUCGAUACUAUGAAAACCCUUCUGGACUAGGAAAUCAAAAAGCUAAUGAAGUCUCUAGCAGAAGAAAAGAAGGAUUAUCAACAGAAGAAUAUGAUCAAAAAUUAGCAGCAAGAGGAAAUGUUAGCAGGCGUGAAGAAGAGAUAAUAGAAAAUCGUAGAGAAGAAGAAUAUGGCAGAGAGUAUGAAGACGAAGGAAUAGAGGGCAAAAUAAACUCAGCGCGAUCUCAAAAAGCAGAAAACUAUGAAACUCAAAAAGCGUCGAAAUAUGAAGAGGGAGCAGAAUCUGAUAAGAAAAAAAGAGCCAAUCAGGAGGAAAGAGAUGUUAAGUACGAAAUGAAAAAGAUUGUAGAGGAAAAUCAUAUUUUACGACAAGACUUUGAUGCCCUGAAGCAAGAAAAUGAGAAUCUGAGGUUUAGGCUGCUAGAUACUCAAAGCCGGGUUCAAUAUGUAAUUCAUCCUGAUGCAAUCGAGGAAUUAAAAAACGAAAAUAAAGCGCUGAAAGAAACAGUCAACUCUUUUAAUGAAGAACAAGCUAAAUAUUUCGAUAUAAUUGGAGCUGAACGGCAGGAAAAAGAAUCACUUGAAGAAAUUCUGGCUAGUGUUAAGGAAGAGCUUGAGACCAUAAAAGAUGAAAAUGUUUCGCUGAAUGAAGAAAAUUAUUAUUUGAAUCAAAAAUUAGAACAGCUUGUUCAAGAAUGCAACGAAAAAUCGUCACUUGAAGAAAUCCUUGCUCAGACAAAGCAAGAAUUUGAGUCAAGCUCAGAGACGCUAAAAAAUGAAAAUGCAGCUUUAAGCAAAGAAAAUUAUGAUUUAAAUGAGAGCUUAAAGCAAAUUACUAUAGAAAAAGAAUCGUUGGAAGAUAUGUUGGCUCACACCAAACAAGAGUAUGAAUCGAGUUUAGAAACUUUGAAAAAAGAAAAUAUAUCGUUAAGUGAAGAAAAUUAUGAUUUGCAUCAGCGAUUAGAGCAGCUGGCUCACGAAAAUCACGACAUAUUAAUAAAAGUUGCAGAUCUUGAAGAGUUAUUAAAUAAUACAAAUCUGCAGUUAUGUGAUAGUCAAUCACAAACUGCUGCAUUAGAGCUUAAAAAUGAAAUUUUGCAAAAGCAAUUCCAAGAAGCUGAACUGUCAAAGCAUGGCCUCAUGGAAACUUUGGAAAGAGAUUUGGAAGCAAGGGCACGAGAUUAUAAAGAAAAAGCUAUAACUCCCCCCCCUCCGUGAGUGAACAAAACCAUUAGAAAAAUCACCAUUUUUUGCCAAAAACCCACCCUCCGUGAGUGAACAAAAAUUUUUUAAUAGAAAAAUUUUUUAUGGAAAAAAAAUUUGAUAUAUAAAUGAUAAUUAUUAUAAUGAAAUCUAAAGCUAAUUCUGUUUUAUUUUUAAACGAAUUGCUUUUUAAAACAUAAAUUUUAUAAAUUGAAUUAAUAUUUGCUUUCCAAUUUUUGCGAAUCAGGAUUUUUUUAAAUUUCGAAAAAAAAUAUUUUUUAUAAAAUUUAUAUAUAAAUUUUAUAAAAAAAAAAAUUAACCCCCCUCCGUGAGUGAACAAAAUUUUUUUGUUCACUUACGGAGGGGGGUGGAGUAAGCAUUUUGUCAACUCCCCCGCCUGAGCUUGAAGAAUCUCGAGAAGACACUCCAUUGCAUAUUGCAAGUCUCGGAAAUCACUCAAUUGAAGAACCAUAUGAGAAAGCUUAUGAUCAAAGUGAUGAAGAAACUUUACCUCCCCGAUCAUUUAAAACUAAUCGCAGAGGACUAUCAGCACAGCACCAAUUGAGAAUUUCUCGAUCUGCAGCCAAAAAGAUGAAAAUCGACGAUGAUCCAUUUCCGGAGCUGAGGUCUUCAUCACCUCUGACUCCAAGAGAAUCAAUUGUAUUUGAGCCUAAACAUACAUUCCCAAAAAUGUCAAGUUCUGGUGGUGGAUUAGAAGAUAUCAAAAAUAAGGUGAAAGCUCUGAAAAAGGAUAAAAUGAUGCUCCAAAAUGAAAUCCAUAGAUAUGAAAAGAGGUUUCAUGCAUAG
Messenger RNA from Blepharisma stoltei, 4115 nucleotides. The record is from the annotation of a GenBank genome assembly. Lineage: Eukaryota; Ciliophora; Heterotrichea; Heterotrichida; Blepharismidae.